Messenger RNA from Akanthomyces muscarius, 522 nucleotides. RefSeq lists its product as uncharacterized. The transcript is spliced from 2 exons. The coding region runs from base 1 to 522 and encodes 173 amino acids. Lineage: Eukaryota; Fungi; Ascomycota; Sordariomycetes; Hypocreales; Cordycipitaceae. The record is from RefSeq and is a predicted model, not a curated record.
AUGCCUCCGCGUCAUCAGACACUCCCACCCGCCGCGACGGCCGCGGCGCGCGACGCCCAAAAGUCCUUUUACUGCGCCCUCUGCGCCAAGGGCUACGCUCGGAUGAACGACUACGAGGCGCACCUCGGCAGCUACGACCACUCGCACAAGCAGCGCCUCAAGGACAUGAAGGCCAUGGUGCGCGACCCCGGCGCGGCCGAGCGCGCGCGAAGAGCCGAGGCGAAAGCCGACGGCCUCGUGAGCAUCAAGGUGCCCGACGGCAGCAGCGGCACCACGACAGGAGGGGGCUUCAAAAAGGGCGGCUUCAAGAAGAGCGGAUUCAAAAGCACAAUGGCGCCGGCAGCGGCAGCGGCGGCAGCAGAGGGGCAAGCACAGCAAAAGAAGGCGGUCGGGGAUGGGGUGAAGACGGCGCCGGUGCAGCCUGAAGCUGUGACGACGAAGCCCUCGCUGGGGAUGCUGGGCGAGAGCGAUACCGAAGACGAAGGCUACGAAAUGUACGAUCCGAGAUACCCGACCGAUUGA